Molecule: messenger RNA, 2029 nt
Organism: Cynocephalus volans (Philippine flying lemur)
Lineage: Eukaryota; Metazoa; Chordata; Mammalia; Dermoptera; Cynocephalidae
Gene: SELENOP
Product: selenoprotein P
Exons: 5
Biological process (GO): selenium compound metabolic process
Cellular component (GO): extracellular region
Molecular function (GO): selenium binding
Source: RefSeq, a predicted model, not a curated record
CUUUGUGGAACUGCAGUAGCAAAGCAAAGAGAAAAGAAGCAGGCCUGUUGGAAGGGGCUGUGACCCAGCAAUGUGGCGAAGCCUGGCGCUUGCCCUGGCUCUCUGUUUCCUCCCCUGGGGAGGAACAGAGAGCCAGGGCCAAAGUUCCUAUUGUAAGCAACCCCCAACCUGGAGCAUAGGAGAUCAGAAUCCAAUGCUGAACUCCUAUGGUUCAGUGACCGUGGUUGCUCUUCUUCAAGCCAGCUGAUAUGUGUGCAUUCUGCAGGCAUCCGGAUUGGAAGACCUGAGAGUAAAACUGGAGAAAGAAGGAUAUUCUAAUAUUUCCUAUGCUAUUGUUAAUCAUCAAGGAAUCUCUUCUCAAUUACAAUACAUACAUCUUAAAAAUAAGGUUUCAGAGCAUAUUCCUGUUUAUCAACAAGAAGAAACCCAAACAGAUGUCUGGACUAUUUUAAAUGGAGACAAAAAUGACUUCCUCAUAUAUGACAGAUGUGGCCGUCUAGUAUAUUAUCUUGGUUUGCCUUAUUCCUACCUAAGUCUCCCAUAUGUAGAAGAAGCCAUUAAGAUUGCUUACUGCGAAAAGAAAUGUGGAAACUGCGAUCUCAUGACUCUCAAAGAUGAAGACUUUUGCAAAAAUGUAUCUUUGGCAACUGUGGAAAAAACAACAGAGGCUCCACAGCCACAUCACCAUCACAAGCAUCAUCACAAACAUGGGCAUCGACAUCUUGGAAGCGGUCACCUUUCAGAGAAUCAGCAACUAGGAGCACCAGAUACUCCGCCACAUCUCCCUCCUUCAGCCCUUCAUCACCACCAUGAGCACAAGGGUCAACAUAGGCAGGGUCACCCAGAGAGCUGAGAAAUGCCAGAAAGUGAAGGUUUACAACUUUCACUUCUACAAAAGAAGCUCUGUCGAAAGAGAUGCAUAAAUCAGUUACGCUGCAAGUUGCCCAAAGAUUCAGAUUUGGCUCCUAGUAGCUGUUGCUGUCACUGUCGGCAUCUGAUAUUUGAAAAAACAGGGUCUGCAACCACCUGACAGUGUAAAGACAACCUCCCAUCUUUGUGUAGCUGACAGGGACUUUGGGCAGAGGAGAAUGUCAUUGAAUCUUGUCAGUGACGUCGGCCUCCUGCUGUCUGACAAAGUCAGCAGCUUAUGCCUACAGAAGCCAGCACCAAUUGAAGCUGAAAUAUUAAGGCAAAAAAAUGAAAAUGACCUUCAAAUUAAAUACUUAAAAUAGGAUAUACUCCCAAGUCAUUCUAGACACAAUUUCAUUUCCACUAUUUCUAUUAGUAAACCAAAAAUAGAAAUUGGAUUUCUACAAACAUGGAGAAAUUUACUAGAUUGAUUUCCAAAUUUCAAAUUUUAUGUCAUUGAAAUUUUAACCCAAACCAAAUUUUCAUUAUGAGGCAACUGAAAGGUGAUUGUGGCUUUUGGUUAAUAUGUCUUUCUUUUUCUUUUUCCGGCAUUCUACUUGCAUUAAUGAGAACAGAAACAUAAACUAUGACCUAGGGGUUUCUGCUGGAUAGUUGGCAAUUUAGAAUGGAGAAAGAACAACAAAGACACGUUUUCCACUUUUUAUUUACUUAACUCUCAAAACAAUAUUAUCUUUGUUUUUUUAAUCUUACAUUUUUAACUGGUUAAAUCUUUACUUAACACAAGAAUAUUUUGCUAGAAAAGCAUAUAUGACUACAUCUUAAAUAUCCACUUAUACUUUUUUGUAUCCAUGACUCAUAUCUUGAUUUUUACUAUUACAUGUGAUUAAAGCCUUUGUAUUUUGUUUUUUUUUACCUAGCAUAGCAUCACACUCUUCUAAAAUUUCAGUGGCUAUCUUGAAAGAUAUAAGGGGAAGAUAAAGGAAUAUUGUCUAUCUCUAGACUGCUUAGAGAGUAUUUCCAUAAUUAAUGAUGGUACUAUAGGUAAACCAAUCCCUAUAAACCUGAACUCCUUUAUGGUUAAUACUAUUAAGCAAGAAUGCAGUUCAGAAUUGGCUAAGGUGUGGAUUUUUCUAAAUAAACUCAAUAUAAAAAGUUUAAA